Messenger RNA from Scomber scombrus (Atlantic mackerel), 2490 nucleotides. Its product is annotated as extracellular calcium-sensing receptor-like. Gene Ontology annotation, biological process: G protein-coupled receptor signaling pathway. The record is from RefSeq and is a predicted model, not a curated record. Bases 28 to 2490 code for a protein of 820 amino acids. The transcript is spliced from 9 exons. NCBI's taxonomy places the organism in Eukaryota, Metazoa, Chordata, Actinopteri, Scombriformes, Scombridae. Gene Ontology annotation, cellular component: membrane. Gene Ontology annotation, molecular function: G protein-coupled receptor activity.
UUACAGGGACAGUUUCAUCUCAAUGGGAUGCACAAAGCUGGAGAUGUGGUUCUGGGUGGACUGUUUCAAGUCCACUUCUUUUCUGUCUUUCCUGACCUGUCUUUUACCUCAGAGCCACAAGAGACUACCUGCCAUGGAUUUGAUGUUCUAGGAUUCAGGCAGGUCCAGACCAUGGCUUUUGCUAUUAAUGAGAUUAAUAGAAACUCCAACCUGCUGCCUAAUGUGACCCUGGGAUACAGUCUGUAUGAUAACUGUGUCAACCUAGGAGUUGGAUUCCGUGCAGCACUGUCAUUAAUCAAUGGUCAAGAGGAAGAAUUUAUAUUACAAAAGAGCUGUGUAGGUGCCCCUCCAGUUCUAGGGAUUGUGGGCGAUUCUUCCUCUACACGUACUAUUGCCAUCUCCACUGUCUUAGGUUUGUACAGAGUGCCUAUGGUGAGUUAUUUUGCCACAUGCUCCUGCCUGAGUGACUGGCAAAAGUUUCCAUCCUUCUUUAGGACAAUCCCAAGUGAUGCUUUCCAGGUUAAUGCGAUGAUUCAGAUUCUGAAACGGUUCAGCUGGACUUGGACAGGUCUCCUCGUCAGUGAUGAUGACUAUGGACUCCAUGCUGCCCGAUCAUUCCAAGCUGACCUGGCUCAGUCUGGUGGAGGUUGUCUGGCUUAUUUGGAGGUUUUGCCCUGGGGUAAUGACCAAGCUGAGCUACGGAGGAUUGUGGAUAUAAUGAGGAAAUCCACAGCUCGUGUGGUCAUUGUAUUUGCGCAUGAGAGUCACAUGAUUGGUCUCAUGGAAGAGGUGGUGAAGCAGAAUGUGACAGGCCUUCAGUGGAUUGCCAGUGAAGCCUGGACAGCAGCUGCUGUGCUCCAGACUCCCAACCUCAUGCCGUAUCUGGGUGGCACACUGGGCAUUGCCAUCCGUCGAGGAGAAAUACUAGGCCUCAAAGAUUUCUUAUUAACAACACGUCCAGACCUACAUUACAACAACAGUUAUGAAAAUAAGUUGGUAAAUCAAUUUUGGGAACACACAUUUCAGUGCAGAUUUGCACCAUCUUCAUCAGGUUGGGUGGAUGGUGGGGAAGCACUAUGCACAGGAGAUGAGGACCUAGAGAAUGUGGAGACUGAGUUUAUGGAUGUGUCUAACCUCAGGCCUGAGUACAAUGUGUACAAGUCUGUGUAUGCUCUGGCGCAUGCCCUUGAUGACAUGCUGCAGUGUGUACCAGGCAGAGGACCUUUCAGUGGGUGCAGCUGUGCAACUUUGCAAGGACUGGAGCCGUGGCAGCUUGUACAUUAUUUACAAAAGGUCAACUUCACCACGCCAUUUGGUGAUCAAGUGUCAUUUGAUGAGAAUGGUGAUGCUUUACCAAUAUAUGACAUUAUGAACUGGCAGUGGCUCCCUAAUGGAAGAAUAAAAGUUCAAACUGUGGGUGCAAUUAACAAAUAUGUAUCUUUCUUCUUAAAGCCACCCCGAUCAGUGUGCAGUGAGAGCUGUCCUCCAGGUACCCGAAUGGCCAGAAAAAAGGGUCAACCUGAGUGCUGUUUCGACUGUAUCCUUUGUUCUGAGGGAAAGAUCAGCAGUAAUACAGACUCUACAGAGUGCACCAGUUGUCCAGAAGACUUCUGGUCCAACCUUCAGCGCGACCAAUGUGUUCCUAAGAAAACAGAAUUCCUCUCCUACCAUGAGCCUCUGGGCAUCUGCUUGACCAUCACAUCAUUGCUAGGCACAUUUAUCUGUGCUGUUGUCCUUGGGAUUUUCAUCUAUCAUAGCAGUACUCCCCUGGUACGCGCUAACAAUUCAGAACUGAGUUUCCUGCUCUUAAUCUCACUGAAACUAUGUUUUUUGUGUUCACUGCUGUUCAUCGGCCGCCCCAGACAAUGGACAUGCCAGCUGAGACAUGCAGCAUUCGGUAUCAGCUUUGUGCUUUGUGUCUCAUGUAUUCUGGUGAAAACCAUGGUGGUUCUGGCUGUGUUCAAGGCCUCCAAACCAGGAGGUGGAACCAGUCUGAAGUGGUUUGGUGCUAUGCAGCAGAGAGGGACAGUUCUGGUUCUUACAUCUAUCCAGGCAGCAAUCUGCACUGUGUGGCUUGUCACAUCUUCACCAGCUCCUCAUAAAAACACUCAAUACCACAAUGACAAGAUAGUUCAUGAGUGUGUAGUUGGCUCCACUAUUGGGUUUGCAGUGUUGCUGGGUUAUAUUGGCUUACUGGCUAUCCUCAGCUUCCUGCUAGCAUUUCUGGCAAGGAAUCUUCCAGACAACUUCAAUGAGGCCAAACUCAUCACUUUUAGUAUGCUGAUCUUCUGUGCUGUGUGGGUGGCCUUUGUCCCUGCUUAUGUCAACUCCCCAGGCAAAUAUGCAGAUGCUGUGGAGGUAUUUGCCAUCCUGGCUUCCAGUUUUGGCCUCUUGGUGGCACUGUUUGGCCCCAAAUGUUACAUAAUUCUGCUGAGACCUGAGAGAAACACAAAGAAAGCAAUCAUGGGUCGGGCACAACCAAGUGAUUAA